Messenger RNA from Paralichthys olivaceus (Japanese flounder), 3734 nucleotides. RefSeq names its product nuclear receptor binding protein 1 (gene nrbp1). Gene Ontology annotation, biological process: protein phosphorylation; intracellular signal transduction. The record is from RefSeq and is a predicted model, not a curated record. Gene Ontology annotation, cellular component: cytoplasm; endomembrane system. NCBI's taxonomy places the organism in Eukaryota, Metazoa, Chordata, Actinopteri, Pleuronectiformes, Paralichthyidae. Gene Ontology annotation, molecular function: protein kinase activity; ATP binding.
AUGAGACCGAGUGUAUCUGGCAACCCUCCUCUUAGAGGGAGCAGGGUGCAUCCGUGAGUUGUCGCCAUCAUUUGUGGCUACAUGCUAAGCUAGCUGCGGUCAGUCCGCCGUCCUGUCCGUGUUUGUGCGGUGGCUGAGAUCAUUACCGUCUCUUUGUGUGUGUGUCGGGCUCCUGUGCAGUGUUAUGUUGUUGCCCACCGGGGAACAUGAUUGCGGUGUCGUUGUUUUGUGGAGAUUACUCACAUUAGCGGAGCCGGAGUCUUGAGGAGGAGCAGCGGCAGGAGGAGCAGCGAGGGGCGUCGGGCUGCUAAACCCCGACACUGCCCCCCUGAUCAUCCAGGGAGCUAGCUAGCUAGUUCAGAGUCGGUCCUCAGUGAAUGAACCCACUGUUGUUUGUUAGCUUCAUUAGCUAAAUGGUCGCUGGUUGUUUCCGCUAUUGUCCCCGGUUGUUGAGUUGAGCUGCGACUCCGCCGAGAAACCGAGAAGAUCACCGGCCAGCGGAGCUAAUCAACCCAGCCGGGGUUCGUGUGUGUGUGUCACGGUGGGAGCCUGUUGAACUGGAGCUGGCAUCGUCACACGUCCCGUCUUUAACACCAGCCUCCCGGUGCCCGACGACCCGGAGGAGAGAGGAUGUCUGAGGGAGAGAGCAGGCAGGGCCCGGACACUGCCCAGGAGGGGAAGCCGGAGACGGUGGGAGCAGGAGCGGCUGCGGGUCAAGGAGUGUCAUCGGUGUCUCCCCCCGUGUCCAUGGUGACACAGCCUCCGGCCACCGCUGCCACGGAGGAUGAGGAGGAGGAGAGCGAGGAUGAGUCGGAGAUUUUGGAGGAGAGCCCGUGUGGACGCUGGCAGAAACGCAGAGAAGAGGUGAAUCAGCGUAACGUCCCCGGGAUCGAUAAUGCUUACUUGGCCAUGGACACGGAGGAAGGAGUUGAGGUGGUGUGGAAUGAGGUCAUGUUCUCUGAGAGGAAGAAUUUCAAACUACAAGAGGAAAAAGUUAAAGCAGUAUUUGACAAUUUAAUCCAACUCGAGCACUUGAACAUUGUGAAGUUCCACAAGUACUGGGCGGAUGUUAAAGAGAACAGAGCCAGGGUCAUUUUCAUCACAGAAUACAUGUCUUCAGGAAGCCUCAAACAGUUUUUAAAGAAGACAAAGAAAAACCACAAGACCAUGAAUGAAAAGGCCUGGAAGCGCUGGUGCACACAGAUACUGUCUGCUCUCAGCUACCUGCACUCAUGUGAACCUCCCAUCAUUCACGGCAACCUGACCUGUGACACCAUCUUCAUUCAGCACAAUGGCCUCAUCAAGAUCGGCUCAGUUGCUCCAGACACCAUCAACAACCAUGUGAAAACCUGUCGGGAAGAGCAGAAGAGCCUUCACUUCUUUGCUCCAGAGUACGGAGCUGUUGCCAAUGUUACCACAGCCGUGGAUAUCUAUUCCUUUGGAAUGUGCGCCUUAGAGAUGGCUGUGUUGGAAAUUCAGAGUAAUGGAGAUUCGUCUUAUGUGUCCCAAGAAGCCAUAAACAGUGCCAUUCAGUCCUUAGAGGACCCACUGCAGCGGGAAUUCAUCCAGAAAUGUCUGGAGGUGGAUCCCAACAAACGACCCACAGCUAAAGAGCUGUUGUUUCACCAGGCCUUGUUUGAGGUGCCCUUACUUAAGCUUCUGGCUGCGCACUGCAUCGUCAGCCACCAGCAUAUGAUUCCAGAAAAUGCUUUAGAGGAAAUGACGAAGAACAUGGAUCCUAACCUGGUGAUAGUUGAAGCCAAGGACGGAGUUCAGAUGAAACUCUCUCAGUUUCCUGCACUGGAGCUGGACAAGUUUCUAGAAGAUGUUCGGAACGGGAUCUAUCCUUUGACUGCGUUCGGGGUGCCAUGUCCACAACAACCUCAGCAGGAGACGGUGAAAUCUCCCAUAGUGCCCCCGUCAGUCAAAACCCCGACCCCUGAACCCGCAGAGCUCGAGACCAGGAAGGUUCUUCAGAUGCAAUGUAACAUUGAGCCGGUAGAUGAAGGAGCCAAGCAUCAUCUGACCUUGCUUUUGAAACUCGAGGAUAAACUGAACAGGCACUUGAGCUGUGAUUUGUUACCAAAUGAGAACGUGCAGGAGCUGGCUGUGGAGCUUGUUCAGCUGGGAUUUAUCAGUGAGGGCGAUCAGCCGAGACUUGCGUCAGUUCUUGAAGAGGCCUUCUCCAGGUUCUACAGUAGGAACGGUUCCCUCAAUCCGGUGACCGUGUCCUCGUAGCGGAGGACUCUCCAGGCCUUCUCUCAGCCCUCCUACUCCUCUACAGCAGGACUAGCUUUUCGCUUCACCUCUGAGUUGCAGCAAAAGCUUUUUGCGAUGACAGAGGAGGAAGCCUUGGUCUGAUUUGCAGAUCCUGCAGCCUGUCCUUGUAUCUUCUGGUGGGUAAAGUUGCCACUAAGUGGUUGAUGGCUUUCCAUCUUUUUUUCCCCCCCCAACCGAAUACAGCCAUCUGCUUCUCUUUUAAAAGAGGAAAUCCUUGUUGCAACUUAAGGAAAAUGCGAAUGUUUUCACCUUUUUGCUUAUUUCUCUCCUUAGAGGUAAACAAAGCAAAGCUGGAUAACAGCAGGAUUUUCUUUAAGUCAGUGUUAAAAGUGUAUUUUAAAAAUUUUUACGUCAAAACUUUAAUAGUUGUCUGUAUAAAAGAAUCUUUGUCCCGGCAUACUGAAGUGUAAGUAGUAUGGUGUUGUCUGGUCCUUUUAAACUGUCUCCUGAGCAGCGGUUCAGGCGACAUUCUACCUUAUAUCGGUUUUUGAAGACUCUCGAAUGCAUUAAGCUCGAAACGCAACAUUAAUUUAACUUAAAGUUUCUGUAAUUACUUCAACGUCGUCAUGAAACAUGCAGCUGCAACAGAAUCUGAAGAGUUGCUGAUAAAAUAUUACAAAUCAAACUAUUUAUUUGUGUAUCUUCUUGAGUGUAUACUGUAACUUCACUUCCAGCACUAAGGCCGGUGGUUGUUUGAAUGUAUGCUUUUAUUUGCUAUCCCACAUGAAGUCAUGCUCUUAUUUUCUAUGAAAAGAGGUUUCGACUGAACUAUUGAUCGACACUUAUCGAUUAGGGCUCGAUCAAUAAGUCGUCUGUAGGUGGCACUUCACACUGGAGAGGUUGGUUUAGACUCAUGAAGAAGCUUUGGUGUUAAAGCACAUGACCUGACGGGUGUUAGUCAACAGGUUUGGUGAAUGCAUUUAUGCUCUUUGUCUAAAUGGAAACUCAUAGUUUUUAAUUAUUGACGGUGGUAGGUUCAGGUCAUUUAUCACAGAGUGUUGUCGGCUUAGCCCCGCCCACAUUGAGAUUUCGCCUCAUUAGUUUCCUUCAUGGCCGAAUUAUUCUGCGUGGCACCGUCACUAAAACGCUCCCUCACCACUUAGAAGUUCAGUUCUUGGCUCAGACCGAUCAUUUGGUUUGAUGAUCUCUCUGAUAGUUUGCACUGUCGUAGGCUUUUAUCGUCCUGUUGGAAAUGUGCCGAGGCCCCUGGCUUCUUCACACCGACAAGGGGAAGUGAGAUGAUUUGGAAACAGCGUCGUCAGUCAACGACUUUGAGUCUCGCCUUCUCUCUGCUGUGACCACCUUCUGUUAGGAUGUGUAGAUACUGCGAGUGUGGGACUACCUGGCAUGCUUGUAACCAUCUUUACACUGUAUGCUGGACACUGCUCUGUUUCUGCUACACAUUUACCCUCUUUUUUCACCUCCUGAAAUAAAAAAUGACUAUCAGCAUUUAA